UUAUUGUCACUGACUAGGGUAUUCAAAUCAAAUUUAGAGUCUACAUCAAAUUCCAACCAUCCAAAUUUUUCAAAGUUUUUAAAAGUAAACACAAUAACAAGAGAGUGUCGAUAAGAAAACCUGGACUUUUAUACAUCUUAAAACAGGCGACGAUAAAAUUGAGGAUUUGAAAUAACUAAAUUUAAGAGCGCAAUACACAGGAUGCUGGCCCACAGGAUGCAGCUUUUGAGGACGGCGAACAGCGCCGCUGCCCUCAACUCCGCCGCCAGUCGCCUGGCUACACAGAACUCUUCUAGUAACCGAAGGGAGCUUCACUUGCAAAGGCUUGUCGGAACAUGUGAUCAGCCACUAAUCUCCUCCAAGCUCGCUCUGAGUCCUCGACAGAUUCGCUUCGCAAGUGGGGGAGUCACGAUUUCUGCCGGCGCUGCAUCUGGAUCAGGCGGAACGGGUGGCGCAGAUUACUUGGAAGCAGUGCCCUCAACUCAGCUGGUGGAUCUACCUGAUAUACCCGCUGCGCCCACUCCCCCCUCUUUGGUUGAUGGCGCUGUCGAAUUGGUCAACUUGGUGAACGCGUCGGGAGAGCCAACAUUCGCCUCGAUCGGAUUGGGCGGCUGGUCGCCUGUGGGCAUAGUGCAGAAUUGUAUGGAGUUCCUGCACUGCACCUGGGAGCUGCCCUGGUGGGGGGCCAUCGCAGUUGGUACCCUGGUGGUGCGUACCAUUAUCUUCCCUCUGGUGAUUCUGGCCCAGAGGAACUCAGCCAAGAUGAACAACAACAUGCCACAGAUGCAGUUGCUUCAGCUGAAGAUGACAGAGGCUAGGCAAUCGGGCAAUGCCAUUGAAUCUGCCCGAUAUGCCCAGGAGAUGAUGCUGUUCAUGAGGGAGAAAGGCGUCAACCCCCUGAAGAAUAUGGUGGUCCCGCUGGCACAGGCUCCACUUUUCAUCAGCUUCUUCAUGGGCCUGCGCCAGAUGGCCAAUACCCCCGUAGAUUCGAUGCGCGACGGAGGACUGUUUUGGUUCACGGAUCUCACGCUAGCGGAUCCCCUUUACCUACUGCCGCUGAUAACAAGUGCCACCUUGUACCUGACCAUUGAGAUUGGAACGGAUUCGGCUCGGCUAUCCGCCGCCAACAUGAACACCAUGAAGUAUGUGCUGCGUGCCCUCCCCAUCGUCAUCUUCCCAUUCACCAUGAACUUCCCGGCGGCGAUUCUUACAUACUGGGCAUGCAGCAAUUUUAUUUCGUUAGGCCAAGUAGCCCUGCUGCGGAUCCCCUCGGUUCGAGACUACUUCAAGAUCGAGAAGAUGCUGACACACGCGCCCAGUGCACUGCCGCCAAAGAAAGGAUUCGUCGGAGGCAUGAAGGAGUCCUGGGAUAACAUGAAGAUCUCAAAGGAAAUCGAGGAGCGGCAGAGGCUGGACGAGAUCCGAUUCGCCAAGGCAGGCAAGGGCCCACUCGUCAAGACGUACAAAUUCGAUCCAACCAAAACAGCGAAGUCUGUCAAUGUCGACCCACACAUGCGGUUAAAGGAGCCUCCCAAUAAGCAGCGAUAGUUGAUCGUUUCCCCCGCCGUCUGUUCCAGGACUCGAGCGCUGUGUCUUGUUACGUUUAACUUAACCAUUUAGAUGAUAGUUUCACCUGCACCAAACUCCAAAGUUUUGCGACUAAAAUAUAAAAAUUUGUAUACCAUUAUGACAGAGAUUUUAACGCUGCGACAAAAAACUGACCUGAAUUUAACUGAAACCAAGAGUUCCAUUUUAAUUUCAAAGAUUAAUGGGGAAAGGCGUGAUAAUUACGUUGUAAAGUGGAACUAUAAAAUCUUUACGGAAGCUAAAACCUAUUGAAACUAUUAAAAUAAUUGAUAUUAUCUAGUGAUUAUCUCAGUAAUUGUUACAGCACACAUAUAAGAUUAAUUUUGUUAGUACAUCUAUCGUGAACAUCUUGGAAAAUAUAGGAAAUCUAUCAUACUA
Drosophila ananassae is the source of this 1965-nucleotide messenger RNA. RefSeq names its product mitochondrial inner membrane protein OXA1L (gene OXA1L). Gene Ontology annotation, cellular component: mitochondrial inner membrane. Gene Ontology annotation, molecular function: membrane insertase activity. The record is from RefSeq and is a predicted model, not a curated record. The coding region runs from base 202 to 1548 and encodes 448 amino acids. Gene Ontology annotation, biological process: protein insertion into mitochondrial inner membrane from matrix; mitochondrial respiratory chain complex IV assembly. The transcript has 4 exons. Lineage: Eukaryota; Metazoa; Arthropoda; Insecta; Diptera; Drosophilidae.